AUGGCACGUGGAAUUCCGUCGUUACUGAGCCAAGAUGCAGUUUGGUCGGCUGCUCAGAUUAACUAUGACAUUGACGUCAGCAUGUUUGAGUACUUCCGCAGCCAAGGAUGGGUGCCACAGCUGCACGCGUCACUUGGAGCAGGUGCGGCAGCCCAAGCACCAGGCAUUCUAGCCGACUAUCCAUGGAGCGAGAUUGAGAAGGAGACGAUCAUUGACAUUAGAGGUAGAGGUGGCGGCUUCAUUGCCAUGCUCUUGCGUGCGCACAAAUCUCUCAAGGGCGGCAUUUUCGACCUCCUACACGUCAUUGAGUAUGCGAAGCCGCUAUUCCAUUCGGCUGACGGCCAAUUUACAGAUGCAGCUGCGCAGGUGUUUGUUGAAAACCUCAUUGGUGGCGAUUUCUUUGAGAGCAUCCCGCCUUGCAAUGUGUAUACGAUGAAGUGGACGCUAUAUGAUUGGCGUGAUGAGGAUGCUAGGUGCAUUUUAAGCAACAUCGAAAAGGCUAUUAUACCAGGCGAGAACAGCAGACUGACUAUCUUGGAGGAGAUGCUGGACACGACAAGGAGUGCGAGGUUGUCCCGCUACGGUGCCAUGAACAUGAUGAUGACAGCAGAUGGUGUAGAGCCGACAAAGGACGAGUGA
Molecule: messenger RNA, 639 nt
Organism: Bipolaris victoriae FI3
Lineage: Eukaryota; Fungi; Ascomycota; Dothideomycetes; Pleosporales; Pleosporaceae
Exons: 1
Coding region: 1-639 (212 amino acids)
Molecular function (GO): O-methyltransferase activity
Source: RefSeq, a predicted model, not a curated record